AUGUUAAAACAUCUCAGGAUCCAUGAUUAAACUAACUCCAAACAAGCUUAAAAGUAAUAACAAAAUCUAAUUGCCACUUAUUGGAAUAGAGAACAUAAAAUAAUUAGCAAUAAAUACAAAAACAGGAGUGCUAUUUAUGAUAAUCCAAAUAAUACUCACAGGUAAUAAGCUACUCCUCUAAGAAUAAAGCAUAUAGACCAAUCUACACUUGGUAUGAAUUUUAAGCUAGUCAUUCCAAUAAAAAGUCCUGUUGAUGAUAAAAAUCCAUAUAAUAAAUAUCCAUCAUCUCCAAAUUUAUUUGCUAACUUAUUUAGACUAAUGACUACACAAUCAAAGAAUAGAAAAAUUAAAGCUUAACAUUAAGCUAAGGAAGGCAUAGUUUGA
Messenger RNA from Tetrahymena thermophila SB210, 384 nucleotides. RefSeq lists its product as hypothetical. Lineage: Eukaryota; Ciliophora; Oligohymenophorea; Hymenostomatida; Tetrahymenidae. The record is from RefSeq and is a predicted model, not a curated record. The transcript is spliced from 3 exons.